This is a messenger RNA of Alnus glutinosa, 731 nucleotides long. RefSeq names its product EPIDERMAL PATTERNING FACTOR-like protein 8. The transcript is spliced from 2 exons. Lineage: Eukaryota; Viridiplantae; Streptophyta; Magnoliopsida; Fagales; Betulaceae. Gene Ontology annotation, biological process: guard cell differentiation; stomatal complex development. The record is from RefSeq and is a predicted model, not a curated record. Bases 212 to 523 code for a protein of 103 amino acids.
CAUGUCUUCAGAGAAGUGUCUCUUCCACAGGAAACAGCCCUCAACCCAACCUUGUCUACAGUUCUACUCUACCCAUUAAAUCUCUUUCUUUCCAUCAAGCACCAGUCCUUUUUAAAGUGUUCUUCCUGUUCUUCUCCCUCAAAAUCCCACUCCUUCACUGUAACCUACAUCAGAAGCAAAUAUUUUUCAUAGACUGCUGCUCAUUACUGAUAUGGCCCCAAUCACCUAUCUACUCCCCCUGAAAGUUGCAGUAACUGUUGGUUUCAUCUUUUCUCUUUCAUUUCUACCUUCCAUUCCAGGCUACAGUGAGAAUUUAAAGCAAAGGGAAAUGGUGUUGGGAUCAAAGCCUCCUGGCUGCGAGAACAAGUGCUUAAAUUGCAGGCCUUGCAUUGCUACCCUAGUCAUUCCUUCUCACCAAAAAACAAAGGCUUUCAUGAGUACUUCAUCAUCUCGUGGAGAAGAUGAUCGCUACUAUCUCCUCUCCUGGAAAUGUAGAUGUGGAAAUAAGCUCUAUCAACCAUGAUCGAUCUCGAUCAGCCAUUCUCGAUCCGUUUCUGUAGAUCGAAACUUUUAUAUAUAUUUAAGAGACGAGAGAAAGCUCGAUCCCGAGUUUCAAGGUGGUUCGAUUCUCUCUGUCUCUCUCGUGGUUUGCUUUGAAAAAUUAUGUAAUGUCAUUAAUUAGUUUUAAUGAUUAUGAUUUGUGUACGUUGUGUAAUUACCUCCCUCCUUCC